AUGGCGACUCUGGGUUGCCUGAAUAAAGAAAGCUUUCUUAGAAAAAUUCAAAAAAAAAAACGACUCCAGAAGGAAUGGCCUGAGGAGGAAUGCCCUGAUGUCGAAACGAGUAUAAUACCGUAUUUAAUCUUUUUUGGUAUGUCGAUGGGUUUGAUCAGUAUUUUAAGAGGGGUACAUGAGCUAAGGGUUUCCCGUGAGCCAUUAAAACUUAUCCUCAGGUUCCUUCGUGUUGCUACGUGCGUUGUUGCGUGCGUUGUGACAUGUUGCAUCACUUUCAAUUACUUCAGCCCAUCAUGGAAGAUAACUAUAUCUGGAAUUAUCGAUGUAUUACUCCACCAAGACUAUGCAACUUUUGUUUUAGUUUGGGUAUUAAUUUUGAUAUUAACCCUAUCAGCUCCACCCCGGAAGAUCACAGAGGGAAAGGAUGAAAUAAAAAACGAAAAGGAUGAAAUCAAAAACGAAAAGGAUGCAAUCAAAAAGGAAUAUGUUGAGGUAUAA
This is a messenger RNA of Meyerozyma guilliermondii ATCC 6260, 498 nucleotides long. RefSeq lists its product as uncharacterized. The record is from RefSeq and is a predicted model, not a curated record. Lineage: Eukaryota; Fungi; Ascomycota; Pichiomycetes; Serinales; Debaryomycetaceae. The transcript has a single exon. The coding region runs from base 1 to 498 and encodes 165 amino acids.